AUGGCCGCCGCCUCCCCGGACUACAUCUCCCGGCAUGCCCCGCGCCGGCGGCUGGUGACGCGCAGGGUGCGCGCCGCGGGGGGCAGGCUCAGCGUGCCUGAGCCUGUGAAUUCUCCUUUGCAGUCUUACUACUUCGACCGUGACGACGUGGCUCUGAAGAACUUUGCCAAGUACUUCCUGCACCAGUCCCACGAGGAGCGGGAGCAUGCUGAGAAACUCAUGAAGCUGCAGAACCAGCGGGGCGGGCGCAUCUUCCUGCAGGACAUCAAGAAACCGGAUCGCGACGACUGGGAGAACGGGCUGACCGCGAUGGAGUGCGCUCUGCACCUGGAGAAAAACGUGAACCAGUCGCUGCUGGAGCUGCACAAGCUGGCGACGGAGAAGAACGACCCGCACCUGUGCGACUUCAUCGAGACCCACUACCUGGAUGAGCAGGUGAAGGCCAUCAAGGAGCUGGGCGACCACGUCACCAACCUGCGCAAGAUGGGGGCCCCCAAGUACGGCAUGGCCGAGUACCUGUUCGAUAAGCACACCCUGGGGGACAGUGACAACGAGAGCUGAGCC
Tinamus guttatus (white-throated tinamou) is the source of this 564-nucleotide messenger RNA. Lineage: Eukaryota; Metazoa; Chordata; Aves; Tinamiformes; Tinamidae. The record is from RefSeq and is a predicted model, not a curated record.